CAUUUUCAUUUUAGUUUGUAAAGAUUUUUUGUGGCGGUAGCUGUGUUAUUUGUGCUCGGGUGAUAAAAUAGGAAAUGAUACACUUUUCACACAAAAUAUCGGAUUUUUGGACGUUUUAUGAAAUAGUUUGUGUGUGAUUCAGUUAUUGGUGUCGUUUUUAUUUGUUGCAAUCGUUAUUUGUUUGUGAAAAUAGUGUUUUAUUUGGCGUAAUCUUUGGUUCAGUGCAGUGGUCUGAAGAAGGAUUUGUACAGCUUGCAGCUUUUAUUUCCUGCAACAUUCUGCAUUAUUUACGAAUCUAUGAGAUGUUGGUGCGGCGGUGAGGCGUGGAUGUGCUGACGCGAGCAGCGGCGACGACAUGGCCGAGUAGGCGUCCGACACUCCGUUUUAGUAGUGUGUGGGCUAGUCCCGGACCGCGAUGUCCGAGUACUCGCCGCCGCGGCUGUCGCGCCUCUUGCACGCGCUGCCCCACAUCAACGUGACGCUGCACCGCGUCAACGACACUUUCGCGCCCAACUCGCCCGUCUAUGUCGAGAGUCUGGGCAUCCUGGCGUCCAUCCCGGGCGCGUGGCUCAUCCUCACGCUGCUCGUGCUGCUCGUGUACCUGCUGUCGCGCUGCUGCGACCGCAAGCAGCGCCCGCCGCACUGCAUCACCGCUCUGAAGGUACGGACUAGUGUAUUCCAGGGUCUGGGCAUCCUGGCGUCCAUCCCGGGCGCGUGGCUCAUCCUCACGCUGCUCGUGCUGCUCGUGUACCUGCUGUCGCGCUGCUGCGACCGCAAGCAGCGCCCGCCGCACUGCAUCACCGCUCUGAAGGUGACACUAAUGAUCCUGUCGGUACUAUGUUGCGGCGCGAUCGGCGUGGGGCUGUUCGGCAACGAUGACUUGCACAACGCCGUGUUGCAGAGCAUCCAGGCCGGGAACCAGCUGGCGGCUCUGGUCAAUACUGUUAAGAACCAGUCGAGUAUCCUCGAAGAAGCGAUGGGGUCCCGCGCGCGCGCCCCGCUCACCCGCCUGGCUGAUGCCCUCGACGCACCAGUAGCCAAUCAGACGGCGCUAGGGACGUUACUGCGAGCGCUGUCGUCUCUGAGGAACAAUGCGACGAUUGCUGCAGCCGCUGCGGAUAAUUUAAGGCGGCCGCUGGUUGCGUUGAACUUGGAUGACUUUAUGAAGCGAGUGUGGGUGUGGGAGGCGAUGCGCUGGGCGGGCGGCAUGGCGGGCUGGUGCCUCGGCGGCGCGGUGUGCGUGGCGCUGCUGGCCGCCGCCGCGCGCCGCUCCCGCCGCGCGCUCGUGCUGCUGGCCGUGGGAGCUCUCUGCGCCCUCGUGGCCUGCUGGCUGGCAGCUGCGCUGCUGACGUGCGCGGCCGUAGCCUUAGCGGACGCGUGCCAGGACCCGGCCAGCGCGGUGGCGCAGCACGCGCCGCACCGCCUGCCGCCCGACAUGGUGCACUACUACCUGGCCUGCGUGGUGUCUCGAGAGAACGUCCUGACAUCGGAACAACGCAGCAGUCACCGCGCCGUGGUGGCCGUGAGGCAGGCACUUGGAACCUUGGCACACCAGGCGCCGCUGCUGUUUAAUGACCCCGGUCUCCAGCCAGCGCUAGGCGCGCUGGGCGCGGGCACGGGCGAGGCGGAGCGCGCCCUAGCCGCCCUCAACGGAGCCCUAGAGUGCCGCACGGCUCGCGCGCACUUCGCGCCCGCCGCGCGCGCACUGUGCGACGCGGGCCUGCAGGCGCUGACGCUGCAGCUGGUGGCGGCGGUGGCGGCGGGCUUCCUGUUCACGGCCAUCGUGCUCGUCGACUCGCACGCCUGGAUCUACAUCAACACCAAACGCGCCGGCACCGGCGAAGAGCGCGCCCCCUUCCUCUCCGUCAACUCGUCCAGCACCCUCCCUCGCCCCCCGCCGCGCGCCCCCGCCGCCCCCGCGACCAACGGGAACCCGCCCUCGUACAGCGCGGCCGUGCAGCUGAUGGAGCUCGCCACUGAGAGGACCAGCUUCUCCAUACCCGCGACCGGUCGCGCCCGGCUCUCCGGCACGGCAACACUCGGCCGCGGCGCCCCCGGCCCGGCCGCCGCCGGCGGAGCCCACACCCUGGCCCGAGCGCCCCACGGGAAGUACGCCACGCUCAGCAAGCAGUGCAAGACGCUCGAGGCCAACGACUUCUACUGAGAGCGGCCGGGCGCGCGCGCUGAACAGACUCAGGCAGCUAAAAUGCAGAGCCUGAACCGUUUCGACCCGAAGUACGCUUCGUUCGGUCCCCGCGCGCCCCGCCCCCGCCCCGCGGCGCCCCUGCCCCCGCACCCGCCGCUCGCCACCUUCACCCCCUCUGUCGCCUGCUCGCCAGAUAAAUACGCCACCGUCAGACCUUCCAAGAGACAAGGUAAUGAGCCUCAGCCGCUAUCAGCCGCAGCGCUUGAGUAUAGAUCUCUGCAAAGGCCUAGAAGACAACAGGACUCGAGGCCGCCUCAAACUGGCACCACCCAUAGAAGGAGGCCCCAGCAGCAGCCGCAACAUGAUACUAGGGAUUUGUACGCUGUUACCGAACUGUAGGAGAUUUGUGUGCGCCCGAAAUGUGACAUUAUGGAGUUAUGAGACUUGUGAGUGUGAGUCGUUGGAUUUGGAUUAUAAGUCUAGUGUUUGAAGUAGAAAAGGACGCUGUGUUUUAAAGUUUGAACUGAGACUUAACCGAUAUUAUGUAGAGGAAUAUAGGAUUUUGAACGUCUAGAUAAUUUUAACUUGUCUUUAGAAAAGGAAGGGAUUGAAAGGUGUGUGAAAAGUGACUUUUUAGUGUUUGUAAGUAAUGGUACGCUCGUAACACCCUAUGUGAAUCAUAGUGUGGGCUAGAGCGACUGAACUAAAGUAAACGAAUAGUUUCGAUUAAAGACGAGCCGAUUGUAUCGAUCUACAAUCUUAGAUCAAAUAUCUACUGCAAUAACACAAAAGCUAAAACUUGCUCAAAACUGAAGAAUUAAAAAAAAAAAUUCUAUUCGCGUCAUUGCGGUAGUGAAUACUUUGUAAAUAUUUUCUGUAGAAAACUUGUGUCAUACAACUUUUGAUAGCACAAAACUAUUUGUAUUUAUAAACAUAUUUUUACUGUGAAACUAAUCUGUGUAAGGCUCUAAGGGGAGGCCUAUAACUGUGAACCUCAAAACAAACACCAACCUAUAAUAAUGUUUUCUUUCACUAAUGCAGUAUAAGAAAAAAACUUACAGAUGUUACAUGAAAAUUGUCCAUUCUAUACGGCUGUGCUCGAAAUCCGGGAAAUGUGACCAAUUUAUUUAAGUGACUACUACUUUUGGUGUUGUCUUAAUAAAAUUAUUGUGUGUCAUACUUUGACCAGUGGGUUUAAUCUGGCUGUUCACACAAUGUUCUCUUUCAAUCCAAUUUAAGAAUGUGUAAUUUAUUAAGAUAAUUGAAGGAGGAUAAGAUUUUAAAUGUGUAUAAAACAGCUAUGUUAGACCCACACAUAAUUUCAAAUGUCAAUGUACAUAACGUUAAAUCGAGGUAAUGUACGAUAAUUUUACAACGCCUGGUUAUUUUUGGGCCUUUUAGAUAUAGCCUAAACAGACGCCUUGUGAUAUUGUUUAUUGCACGUACACAAGACUGCAAAGAAACCUGACCUGUCACAACAGUGAUACCUGUGAAAAUGUGGACAGCUGUCAAAAUUAUGCAAAAUUUAUGGUACACACAACUCUAUUAAGUACAUAAUUAUGGUAAUUUUGCAUUUAUAUAUUUCUACAUACAAUAUAACAAGGCGUCUAUAAGGAUAAACCGAGAAUGAUUUUAAGACUGUGUGAGUGUCCUCGAUAGACUUGUUUCAGCACAUUUUGUACAUACAGCUUGGUCGCUCAACAUAGAGUAAUAGAAUAUAAAUAACAAACACUCCGGGUGUCCCUGUAUAGAUGAGUACAUGAUGAUAUUGAUUUAGAAUACAUUAUGUAUAGUGUUAAGGCGGUGAGACACUAGAUUUGUGUACUUUUGGCUACACGGCAGAGAAACUGCUUAAAGCGCAAAAGUAGUGUAAUUUCUUUUGGAUACUCACAUAUUGUGUAUAAAAAGUAGAUAUGUAUACUUAUAAUAAGCAUUUUUUCGUAGGGUGUGUUGUGUGAUCAAACAUUUUUUUAAAUAUCUAAAAUUACAAAUGUGACAAAUAUUCUAUUAGAAUCUCGCGAGCUAAUUUUGAAUCGUGUGGAUUUUUCGACGUAGCAGCUCAAACGAUUUUAAUGUGUUCUAGUGUGGACCUAAUGUAUAUAGAUAAUGUAAUAUUUCAUUGUUAUUAUAACAAUCUGCACUGUUAUAAUUCCUUAUAGCGUCAAGUUACGGGAACUAAAGCCUACAUAACAUUCCAUGGACGCUGAAUUGCAUUAAAUCUGCAGGCAGUAAGACUAAAUUGAGUUUGAUACAGAACACCGAAAAUGUAACAAAAAAAUUAUAGCCAUAUAACUUAGAAAAUUUUUGGUGUAGUAUGGCCUGGCCUCAUAUUUUGAAGGUGAUUUUCUAGCAUAAAUAUACUUA
Messenger RNA from Plutella xylostella (diamondback moth), 4510 nucleotides. Its product is annotated as protein tweety. Gene Ontology annotation, molecular function: volume-sensitive chloride channel activity; intracellularly calcium-gated chloride channel activity. Gene Ontology annotation, cellular component: plasma membrane. NCBI's taxonomy places the organism in Eukaryota, Metazoa, Arthropoda, Insecta, Lepidoptera, Plutellidae. The record is from RefSeq and is a predicted model, not a curated record.